Molecule: messenger RNA, 2017 nt
Organism: Diospyros lotus (date-plum)
Lineage: Eukaryota; Viridiplantae; Streptophyta; Magnoliopsida; Ericales; Ebenaceae
Product: cytochrome P450 78A5
Exons: 2
Coding region: 82-1662 (526 amino acids)
Molecular function (GO): oxidoreductase activity, acting on paired donors, with incorporation or reduction of molecular oxygen; heme binding; iron ion binding
Source: RefSeq, a predicted model, not a curated record
CGUCUCACCACCUCUUCAUCGUUCUGGUUUCGUUCCUUUCGAACCAACCCCCCUAACCAGAAACCUCUCUCUCAACCAGAAAUGUCGUCGGAAUCCUGCGCUGCGUUUGAUCCUCUGAUCGGUAACUCCUCCUCGGUGCUCAGCGCCGAGAUUGUCCUCUGUUUCGUUCUCUUCGCGGCAGUUUUCGGAUUCUGGCUUGCACCCGGCGGCCUGGCGUGGGCUUUGUCCAAGGCCCGAUUUAGGGUUGCGCCUGGGCUCGCCAUUCCGGGGCCGUCCGGCGUGCCUCUUUUGGGGCUCGUGUUUGCUUUCACUGGAUCUUUUACUCACCGAGUUCUCGCCAAGCUUGCGACGAGGUUCGAGGCUGUUCCGUUAAUGGCGUUUUCGGUAGGGUUUACGCGGUUCGUGAUCUCGAGUCAUCCGGAUACGGCCAGGGAGCUUCUCGGAAGCUCGGCGUUUGCCGACCGUCCGGUGAAGGAGUCGGCUUACGAGCUUCUUUUUCACCGGGCCAUGGGCUUCGCGCCGUACGGCGAGUACUGGCGGAACCUGAGGCGGAUAUCGGCGACUCACAUGUUCAGCCCGAAGCGCAUCGCUGGUUUCGGCGAGUUCCGGCGGAGAAUCGGACUCCAAAUGACGGCUCAGGUCAAGGACUUGAUGGAGAAAAACGGCGUCGUUGAGGUGAAGCGAGUUUUACAUUUUGGAUCGUUGAACAAUGUGAUGAUGAGCGUUUUCGGACGGUCAUACGAGUUUUGUGACAAUGGCGGCGAUGGCGCUGAGCUCGAGGGUUUGGUGAGCGAGGGAUAUGAUUUGCUGGGGAUAUUCAACUGGGGCGACCAUUUUCCGCUUCUUGGCUGGUUGGAUUUGCAGGGCGUGAGAAAGAGGUGCAGAAAGCUCGUCGCGAGGGUCAAUGUCUUUGUUGGAAGGAUCAUAUCGGAACAUAGGUCGAAGAUCUCUGAGAAUGGUGGAGUAGUCGACGAGAGUUCUGGCGAUUUUGUUGAUGUGUUGCUUGGAAUGGAGAAUGAGAACAAGCUCAGCGAUUCUGACAUGAUAGCCGUUUUAUGGGAAAUGAUCUUCCGGGGAACUGAUACAGUUGCAAUUCUUUUGCAAUGGAUCAUUGCCAGAAUGGUUUUGCACCCAGAUAUCCAAGCGAAGGCUCAGGCUGAAAUUGAUACUGUGGUUGGGAAAGCCAGAACAGUGUGUGAUUCUGACCUGCCAAACCUCCCGUAUCUUCAAGCUAUUGUGAAGGAAACUUUGAGGAUCCAUCCUCCUGGUCCAUUGCUGUCCUGGGCAAGGCUUGCUAUCCAUGACACUCAUGUUGGCGGGCACCUCAUUCCAGCCGGCACCACUGCCAUGGUGAACAUGUGGGCUAUAACCCACGAUGAGCGUAUCUGGCCCAUGGCUGACAAGUUCGAUCCAGAGAGGUUCGUGGAGGAGGAGAUUGCAAUAAUGGGGUCGGAUCUGAAGUUGGCUCCGUUCGGUUCAGGAAGGAGGGUCUGCCCCGGGAAGGCCUUGGGGUUGGCCACUGUGCAGCUGUGGCUGGCUCAGCUGCUCCAGAGCUUCAAGUGGGUGGCUGCUGACGGAGGGGUGGACCUCUCCGAGGUGCUCAAGCUCUCCAUGGAGAUGAAGCAUCCGUUGGUCUGCAAAGCUGUUGCGCGCGCUGCCUGAACAGUCUAGAAUCUGAUCUGCCAAUUUGAUCUAAUCCAUGAUUUUGAAAUCUCUUUAUAUGGAUGAUCAAUUGUGUUUCUAGUAGUGAACCGGUGCUGCCUCUUAGUUGUUCCUAGGUUUUUAGUUGCUGAAUGGAAAUUAUGUGGGUGCUGGCAAAGGGUUUAGAAAAGCUGUGGUUAUUUUGUAAUUUUCGGUUUGUUUGGGAGGGGUUGGUUUAUUUGAGCUUUGAAACUCUCUUGCAUGUACACAGCUUUUAUUCCGACUUAUAUCUAUAGCAAUCGUAGUUUAAAAGUGUAUGGUUGCCUUACAUUUCUGUCCCUUUGAAAGGCUAAUGUUAUGAUCACUGGGCUCUCUC